This is a messenger RNA of Mobula hypostoma (lesser devil ray), 1763 nucleotides long. It is a transcript of the gene pcgf6, whose product is annotated as polycomb group ring finger 6. Gene Ontology annotation, cellular component: PRC1 complex. The coding region runs from base 132 to 962 and encodes 276 amino acids. Lineage: Eukaryota; Metazoa; Chordata; Chondrichthyes; Myliobatiformes; Myliobatidae. The record is from RefSeq and is a predicted model, not a curated record. Gene Ontology annotation, biological process: regulation of transcription by RNA polymerase II. The transcript is spliced from 10 exons.
GUGCGCAGGUGCAUGCCGAUCGUGACCCUCUGCGCAGGGGCAGCGCCGGCGCUAUUUACGUGCGCGGACGGAGUGCGCAGGCGUAUACACGGCCGGCCGAACCGCCGUUCCGUGCGUGUGUGCGCGCAGCAAUGUCAAUAUGUGAGGCGAUGGAGCUGGGCGGAUUCUCCGUCACUGACAGCCACAGCAGCUCGGCCGAACAUAGUGAGCUGGAGGAAGACGACGAGGGUUACGAGAGAACGGAGCGACAGGCUGAGCAGAGUAUUUGUCUGGCUGACGUGAAUCCCUACAUCCUAUGUCCCAUCUGCAGGGGCUACUUCAUUGAUGCCACUACUAUCACUGAGUGCCUGCACACCUUCUGUAAGAGCUGCAUCGUGAAGCAUUUUGACAACAGCAACCGCUGUCCAAAGUGCAACAUUAUUGUUCACCAGACACAGCCGCUGUACAACAUCAGGCUGGACAGAAAAUUGCAAGACAUUGUCUACAAGCUGGUGCCCAACCUGGAGAGCAGUGAAAAAAGACGACUACAUGAAUUCUACAGAGAGAGAGGGCUUGAGGUCCCUAAGCCAGUUGUCCAGGUACCUGGUAAAAGUAAAGUGCGCCGUAUCCGAUCGCUGAGUAAAAAGCUGUCGCUGUGCGAGGCUCCGCCAGGGGACCCCCUGCCUCAUCUUGACAUCUGUUUGGUGCUUGAGUUCAUUGGGGCUGAUCUUGGAAUUGGUGAUUACAAGCCGCUGCAGAAGAAGUAUGUCCGGGUGUCAGAGGAGGCAACAGUCCGACAUGUGGAAAAGUUUAUCCGAAUGAAGCUGGAAUUGGACCCCAUCUAUAGGGUAGACAUCAUCUGUGGAAACAAGAUCCUAGAACAUCACCAGACCCUGAGACACAUUCGAAGGAGCGUCACCGAGAGUGGCAUUCGGGAUGGACUGCUUAUCCUGCACUAUGGACUUGUGCAUUCCCAGAAGUGAAGCUGGCUGUCCCCCUGUUGUCCGACCGCAGUGGUGAUUGGCUUCCGAGGACAUUUUCACAACCACCAUUGAUAAUCAGGUGGUUCCUGUGACGGAAGGUUGUGCUCGGUUAAGAGUCAAGGGUUUGGAGAUUGGUGCUGUGGGAUUGUAGUCCAGUGUCUGUCCAGGGAUCCGAGAUUGAUCCUGUGCAAGUUCAGGACAGUGAUUGCCCUCGGGUGCAUCUUUAUUAGCUGGGAAGUGGGUGACUGGCGUUGGGUGGAGGGUCUCUGGUUUUGUUGGAUCCUGUCCCAGACUGUACAGCUGUCUCCACACAUCAUGUCCAGCUUGCAUUAGUUGUAAGUAACAACAUUUGUAUGUGGCACCCACGCAUACCAAGCUAGCUUUAACAACACACUGCACCUUGCACACCCUAGCACUGAGCUCUCACCAGACGGUGGGGUGUCCCACUGACCAGAUUGAUAUGUGCCCCAGAGUGGGACUGACUGGACUGGAGUUUGUCUUGCCCUGGACUGACUGCUAACCAGACAAUGAGGUGUCCCACCCUGGGACUGACCAGUGUCCAGACAAUGAGGUGUCCCACUGUGGGAUCGACCACUGACCACACAGUGAGGUGACCCAGCCUGGGACUGACCAUUGGGGUGGUGGUUGUUCACUGUGGCAAGUGUCAAUACUCAAAAUAUUUGCCUUAUAUCCUUGAAUGACAUUUCGCUUUUUAUCUUUGAAUGUUCAGCAGACUUUUAAAAUAUUUUUCUCCAGUUUGUAAAAUUCUUUGCUAAUUAAUAAAAUCUGCGAUGAAAUAGU